This is a messenger RNA of Erpetoichthys calabaricus (reedfish), 2621 nucleotides long. RefSeq names its product syncytin-2-like. Lineage: Eukaryota; Metazoa; Chordata; Cladistia; Polypteriformes; Polypteridae. The record is from RefSeq and is a predicted model, not a curated record. The transcript is spliced from 2 exons. Bases 1310 to 2383 code for a protein of 357 amino acids.
AAAACAAAACUGGAUCCAGUGGCCGCAGCAUUUCCUCCGUGUCUUCGUGCUGUGGCUGCAACAACAGAAGCUGUAUUAGCAAGCACGGAUGUAGUUCUCAUGAAAUUUCUUCUGUCCUUUUCUUUUUUCUUGUGAGUUAAUAUUCUCUGUGACUGUAGCCUUUUUUCUGGGAAUGCGGUUUUGCUGUGGUAUCGUACCGUGUGGUUUCUCGAUAGUUGGAUUUGUCCUUGUUGUCGUAAUUGGAUCGCCACGGAAGUUUUUCUUCCUUGAUUGUCGCUGACUCAGUUCGCCAACGAAGUCUCCUUGAUCUGGAAACCGGCGCCGUUUAGCUGAGCAGGAUUGUGUUAACACCAGCUAACAUCAUGAGAGGCUGUUUUAUGUUUGUUUGUCCUGAAGAGUUGAACUUGCUUUUCUUCAGAGUCCAUUCGUUUCUGUUUCCUUUGCUGCAUUGUUUCCAAAUAUAGUGUAAAUAUAGAAUAAUACUGGGGUGAAGUGUGUUGAAAAUGCUUUGGGUGAUUUUGUAUGUUAUAGAGUGUAUUAAAAGGGAUCCCUAUGAGUAUCAGAAUGUACUCUGUACUUUGUCAAAUGCUACAAUUGAAAAAUGGAGCGCCCUCAACCAGUUACGCAGUGGUCCAAGGGGACCGCCUGCUGGAAGCAAAUCAAAUUUCAUAAAGCUAAGUGCACAAAACAGCUGAACUCGUAGCACUCACUUAAGCAUGUCAGCUGUCCGAAGGGAAGAUCGUAACAAUUUAUACAGAUUCCAGUCUUGCAGGUUUGCGAACCUCGUUGAAGGAAAUCCACCAGCAGGUUGAUCAAGCCUGGAGGACCAGCCCCCUUUCCAAGGAUUUACCAAUUCGUUUGGGCACCUGGAUCCUGGUUCGAGAUACUCGGAGGAAACACUGGCAUCAGCCUAGGUGGAGAGGACCAUUCCAAAUUCUUCUAUCCACACCACACGCCGUGAAAGUUGAGGGACUGCCUGCCUGGAUUCACGCCUCACAUUGCAAGAGAUGGCACCCUUGAUUGCUGUGCUACUAUGUUUUUCUUUUCCCUUGUCUACUGCCCUGGUCACCUUGACUUUCCCGUUGGGAAUCACCACAUCAGUGCAGUUUGAUUUCUGCUCUAUUAUCAACUGUGGGACUGGUCGACAAGCCCAGUGGACCGGAUCUGACAAAUACGUGUGUAUGAGGGGAAGUGACUGCGACAACUGGCAAUGGGUUUUUUGCUAACACUGGAACUGAGGACUGGGGUUAUCAACCUUUUGAGGCCCAAAAAUACGGUUUGAAAAAUCGGUUUUCUAUCAUAAAAGGACAUGCCUCUCAUUGUAUGUGCUGACAACCAUUGUAACUCAGGUAUUUAUGUAUUAGGGGUAUAUGUAUCUGGAACAGACCCUUUAGGGAGAUUUCUAAUUAAGAUUGACAAUCCUGUUACUAACACCCCUCAUUCUCUGGCACACACACCCAUCUCCCCAACUUUUGGUUCAGAUUUUUCUCCCGUUAGGAUUAUGAAUAUUUCUACCCUUUCAUCCACUUUUUCAUUUGUCACCUUUCCCCCUAAUUGGUCUGGUACCUGUGCUCCAAUCCAAUUAGUUAUGCCUUUUAGACUUCUAUGCCUUUUAGACUUCUAUCCUUACCUCCCUCUCACUCCCCAUAUUAUUCCACACCUCCUUUUUUAUUUCCGACAUACCCGCUCCCUUUUCCAUACGCCUACUGAUAUCUCCUUACAUGGCCCUGGAGUAUACAUAGAUGCUAUUGGAGUCCCUAGGGGUGUCCCAGACAGAUUUAAAGCUAGGAAUCAAGUCGCAGCCGGUUUUGAAUCUAUCAUACCCCAAAUUACUAUUAAUAAGAAUGUAGACUGGAUUAAUUAUAACCAACAACGUUUCCUUAACUUCACCAAAGACGCUAUUGAAGGUAUACAUGAACAGCUUGAUCGUACUUCUCUGAUGACUUGGCAAAAUCGUCUAGCCUUGGACAUGUUACUUGCCGAAAAGGGAGGUGUUUGUGCUAUGUUUGGUGAUGCUUGUUGUACAUAUAUUCCAAAUAAUACCGCGCCAGAUGGAUCAAUAACUCGUGCAUUGGCAGGCCUCACUGCUCUCUCUAAAGAACUUUCCACUAAUUCUGGCAUUACAAAUCCUUGGGAUCAGUGGUUUACAUCCUCCUUCGGAUCCUGGGGACAAUGGAUAAGAUCUGUUUUUAUUUCUUUGGUUGUGACAUUUUGUCUCCUCCUCCUGGUUGGUUGUUGUAUUAUCCCUUUGUUUCGCUAUAUAAUAUCUAAGUACUUUACCGCCUCUAUGGAAAGGGCAUAUGUGCUACAUGAUGAGCGCAUGUCUCGUAUAGCUUCUUCCAUUUUCUCUCCCCUUUCCCUUUCAUCAACCAUUUCAAAAUAGAAUUUAUAGGCCCACAUCAUUUUUGUUCAAAAAGGGAGGAGUGUGGAAACAAAAAAAGAUGUAAUUGAACAAAAUGUAUGUGUGUAUAGAAAAUAGGACAGAGUGAUGAAACUUGUUUGUGUUUGGCGUGCGUGACAAAAAGCAUGUAUACUUUCUGGAAGUUUCUUUUGAUGAUGUGUGUGACAAGAAAAUAUACCUUUAGGGUAAUGACUUUACAAAAACUGGAAAAGUACAAUGA